This is a messenger RNA of Acanthosepion pharaonis, 1422 nucleotides long. Lineage: Eukaryota; Metazoa; Mollusca; Cephalopoda; Sepiida; Sepiidae. The record is from the annotation of a GenBank genome assembly.
AUGCAAGGUCUUUCAAUGAUUCCUCUUGUGAUUUUCACGCUUUCUCUCUAUCCGCGCGACGUAAAUUCUUUCCUGCUACUUUCUUUCGUUCCUCGCCGAUUUCUCAGAGAUUCUUUGUUUGGUUCUUGCUUCCUUUCCUUCUUUCUUUCUUUCUUUCUUUCUUUCUUUCUUUAUUUAUUUAUUUAUUUCUCUUUAUUUCAUGUUUUCUUUCUUUCUUUUUCUCUCUCUUUCUUAAUAUUUCAUUUCGUUUCUUUAUCACAUUAUUUUUUUCUUUUUCUGUUUUUAUCUGAUUCUCCUUUUCUUUCUAUCUUUUUCUUCUUUUUUUUAUCUUACUUUCUUAUUCAAAUUCUCUUUAUCACUGUCUCUCUUUUUUCUAUUUUAUCGCGUUAUUUUCUUUCUUUCUUAUUCUUUCUUUUCUUUCUUCGUUAUUUUCUCUUUCUUUAUCAGAUUCCCACUUUUUCUUUUUUUUUUUCCCUUUCUUUGUUACUUCGUUCUUUCUCUUUCUUUAUCCUACUUCCGUUUAUCACAUUCUUUUUCUUUUUUCUUUCUUUCUUUAGAAUUAUUCUUUUUCAUGUUGUGAUUUUUUCUUUUUCUUUUUUUCUCAGAUUCUUUCUUUUUCUUUCUUCUUCUUUUUUCUUAUCAUAUUUCUUCACUCUUUUUCUUUGUUUCUUUCUUGCUUUUGAUAUAUCACUUCUUCGCCUCUCUUUUUCUUGCCUUCUUUUUUUUCCAUGCUCAGAUUCUGUUUCUUUUAUAAUUUUAUAUUCUUUCUUUCUUUCUUUCUUUCUUUCUUUCUUUCUUUCUUUCUUUCUCAUAUAUUUUUCUACGCCCUUCUUUUUUCUCUUUUUUCUUUUUUCUUUCAGUUUCUAUUUUAACAAUUUUUUUUUCUACCGUUACCAUUGUUUCUUUUGCUUUCUCUCUUUUUCUAUUUUUUCUUCCGCAGAUUCUAUUUCCUUUUUUCUUCCCCAGAUUCUCUUUCCUUUUUUUUCUUCCCCAGAUUCUCUUUCCUCUUUUUUUCUUCCCCAGAUUCUCUUUCCUCUUUUUUCUUCCCUAGAUUCUCUUUCCUUUUUUUUCUUCCCCAGAUUCUCUUUCCUCUUUUUUCUUCCCCAGAUUCUCUUUCCUUUUUUUCUUCCCCAGAUUCUCAUUCCUUUUUUCUUCCCCAGAUUCUCUUUCCUCUUUUUUCUUCCCCAGAUUCUCUUUUCCUCUUUUUCUUGUUUCCCGUUUCACCCUGUCUUUUUUUUUCUUUUUCUUCACAUUCUCUUUUUUUAUCAGAAUUUCCUUUUUUUUCCUUUCACUUUAUUUUUUUUCUUUCAUUCUUCUUUGCAUAAAACUUCUUUAUCACAUUCUUUAACUCUUUCAACUUCUUUUAUUUUUCUAUUUUUGUCCUUCAAAUUUUAUUUCUUUAUCAGAUUAAUUUUUUUUUAA